Messenger RNA from Trypanosoma brucei brucei TREU927, 879 nucleotides. RefSeq lists its product as hypothetical. The coding region runs from base 1 to 879 and encodes 292 amino acids. The record is from RefSeq and is a predicted model, not a curated record. Lineage: Eukaryota; Euglenozoa; Kinetoplastea; Trypanosomatida; Trypanosomatidae. Gene Ontology annotation, molecular function: protein-containing complex binding. Gene Ontology annotation, cellular component: mitochondrion. The transcript has a single exon.
AUGAAGUCGGGUAAGCUAUUGAUAUUUGGCGGUACGGGGUUCGUGGGCUCAGUAGUGGUUCGGAAGGCUCUACAGCGCGGCUGGAGAGUAAUAUGUGCAACUCGCGGUGGCGUACCAAUACACGGUUCACCUUUGUAUAAUGAUUUCACUUCAUUACAACAGAAGCACGGAGACACGCUCUCACAGGGAGUUGCACACGACACGUGUCAUGUCCCCCAACCGCUAGAGUUUGUUUCCCUUGAUGCCACAAGUCGCCUGCAGGUGUUUCAGUUCAUGGAUGACCACCCGGAUGCAAGUGCCAUUAUUAGUUGCAUUGGUCUCCUCACUAGAGAUCACGAAAUGGCGCGCCGUGUUUGUGGUGAUGCCAACGUAAACAUUGCAGCAGCUCUGUACGAACGAAGAGCUGUUGCACGCCGCAUGGUUCUCAUCUCCGCGGAACCAGUGGGCACGCGUGCCGGUUUUUUCUUGAACAGUCGCUGGGCGCUGAAGGGCUACUUCAUGGGAAAGCGUGUCGCUGAGCGGGCCGUGUUGGAGAACCUUGGUGACGACGGAGCUGUGCUGAGACCUGGUUUCAUUUAUGGCACGCGGCACGUGCCACUCGGGGAGGGUUGUGUGCCGGUUCCGCUGUGGCCUAUCGGCAAGCCUCUUGAAGCAGUGCUGCGGCCGCUGCACCUCCACGGCCUUUUGGUACCACCGAUUAGUGUCGAUGUUGUUGCAGAAGCGGCGGUGCGCUUAGCCGAAGCACCCGGACCGAGCACCGUACUUGACUAUUACGGUAUGCAGCAGGUCUGUGGGUUGCCUCAGGAUGGUCAUCAUGUGCUGGGUGGAGAUAAAACAAACAAAGAGGAGUGUGGUGAUAACAAUCAAAGUAAUAAAUGA